Molecule: messenger RNA, 1245 nt
Organism: Trichogramma pretiosum
Lineage: Eukaryota; Metazoa; Arthropoda; Insecta; Hymenoptera; Trichogrammatidae
Product: zinc finger protein 182-like
Exons: 3
Coding region: 26-1087 (353 amino acids)
Biological process (GO): regulation of transcription by RNA polymerase II
Cellular component (GO): nucleus
Molecular function (GO): sequence-specific DNA binding; DNA-binding transcription factor activity, RNA polymerase II-specific
Source: RefSeq, a predicted model, not a curated record
UUAGUAUUGAAAGAGUCAGUCGCAAAUGAGAUUUCCCACGAGUAAUAUGGAAUCUGGUGAUUUAUUCAAUCCUGAUAUUAGAGUGAAAGAAGAGCCUCGGCAUGAACUUCACGAUCAUUAUAAUUAUGAAAUAAUUGACACGACACUUACCGUUACUCAAAAUGUUAAAUACGAAAAGUUUCAGCAUGAAAAUUCAGACCACAUGCUGCAAGAAUAUGACGAAAGUCAUAAAAAUGGACAUAACGACAUCCAAAUCGAAUUGGAAUGUAUGGACAUGAAGCCUAAUUUAGCAGUUAAAAUUGAAGAUUUCUCUCUAAAUCACUGGCAGGAUAGUGACGAGUAUAAAACUGGGAGCAAAAUUAAAUUAGAACCCGUCGGGACAGUGAAAAAAGAAAUUUUUAGUGAAGAAGCCACUGUGAUUAAUGUUGAAUGUGUUUCAAAAAAUAAUGGAAGCACUCCUGCAAGUCAUCUAAAAAGACACGUCGAUGCAGUCUGCAAAGAUGUCACGCACGCAUGUGAAAUAUGCGGCAAUGUAUUCAAACGAAGAGUUGAUCUCAAUAGGCACAUCGAUUCGGUGCAUAAUGGUGUUAGACAUGCUUGUGAUAUUUGUGGAAAGACAUUUACUCGAAAAGAUCAUCUCAAAAUCCACGUCGAGUCGAUACAUCAUAAAAUCAAGCAUCCUUGUAAUAAAUGCCAAAAGACAUUCUCAAAAAAACGUGAUCUCAAUAGGCACAUAGAGUCGGUGCAUAAUGGAAUUUCACAUACGUGCAAUAUAUGCCCAAAGACAUUCUCAGACAAGAGUAAUCUCAGAAAACACAUCGAUUCGGUGCACAAGCGAGUCAGACAUGCAUGUGACAUUUGUGGAAAGACAUUCUCACAAAAAGUUCAUCUCAAAAUCCACACCGACGCAGUGCACAAUAGAAUCACCCAAGCAUGUGAUUUUUGUGAAAAAAAAUUUAGAUAUCAAACUCAACUCAAUACGCAUGUCAAAUCGUCGCAUAAUGACAACACUUAUAAAUGCAAGAUAUGCGGAAAAACGUUCGGACAGAAACGAAAUCUGAAAGCUCAUAUCGAUGUGGCUCAUUGAGUCACGCAAUCAUACCUAACAAAUGUAUAUGAUUCAUGUUCAAUUACGUUAACAAUUUUGAUGUACGAUCCAGUGUAAUUGAUCGAAAGACUGAAAUUAAAAAUUUGUAUUUAUGAUAUGAUGAAUUUUUCUAGUGUUAUGUAAAAAAAGUAACUGUC